Xyrichtys novacula (pearly razorfish) is the source of this 4245-nucleotide messenger RNA. NCBI's taxonomy places the organism in Eukaryota, Metazoa, Chordata, Actinopteri, Labriformes, Labridae. The record is from the annotation of a GenBank genome assembly.
UUUUGUUUUGUUUUAGUGUAAUUUAUCAAAAAUCACAUUCACACGACAAUUACGGGUACAAGUUUACAGCUAUCAUUUUACAAAUGUAAGAACAUCACACAUUUGUCUUACUAAAAAAAUGUGAAAACCCAUGACAAGUCAUUAUUGGGAAAAUGUAAAUGAAGACUUAGAGAUCCUUGGUCAUACACAUAGACUGUAUAUAUUAUGGACAACUUGGUUCCGCCUCCCGCCAGUAUACGGAUUUGAAGCCAAAAAGCUCUUGGUAAUUCCACAUUUUUUCUCCACUUCCUGAAACCAACAUUGCACAGUAGUGUUGUACGCACUCCACCACUUGCACAGUAGUGUUGUACGCAUUCUGCGGGAGAGUCACCGAGAGUGGCUGUGAUGACGCUCGGCUCAAACAGCGUAUCCCCACAGGUGUAUCUUCGUACACCCAUAGGCUGUAUCAAGUGACAAUCAUAGAAAACAUGAACCCCCUAAUAACGUCUAAAAAUGGAGCUGCACAGAAAAAGUACAGUAACUACAUCACAACCAGGGGGGAGAAAUAUUUGUGUUCUGUGGAAUAAAUUUCUAAAGUUUGUCCACAGCUUCAUAUGGAUUGCUGGAGGAGGCGGGAUUUAUGACCUAUACUGCAGCCCGUCACCAGAGGGUGCUGUUUUCGGAACGGCUUCACCCAGCGAGGAGGCAGAUGCUGUCCAUUCUUUAUACAGUCUAUGGUCAUACAUUAUGUCAUUCAAACUCUCUUGUUUUGUUUUAUUUAUUCAAGUAUCACGAGGUCAGACCAUUUUUACUGUACAGUGCUGUAUCAUUAAAUUAUCUGACAUAUUUCAUACAGCUUACUGUAGCUUCUCUUUCUCACAUCCAGACUAACCCCUCUGGACUUCUGUGCUGAGUUGUGGCGCUCUCUCACACUGUAAAAGUCAACAGCUUUUAUUUUGAAGAGCCUCUUUCCGGUUCUUGUGUCGCUGGCUCCGCCUUUGGUUGGCUUUAUAAAGCAGCGAUGUCUCAUGGCAGAUCAGCGGCCAGCCCUGAAAGUCGGAGCGGCGAGAAAAGUACGCCGUGCUCUUUGUUACUGUAAAACUGGUUCCACCUCCGCGACGUCGUUAACAUGAGAAAGAAACUUCUUCACUGACCGCCGGGAAGUGAAAUUUCGGCGAAGGGUCAGUUGUGCCGUUCCCUUCCUGGAACUUCAGCCAGUCCAGCAGCCGUUCAGCUCCGACCACACCCUCCCUGCUUCCUCAUACUGCAGCGGGAGCGCGCAGCACGACUUUGAAUCCCCGGGAAUAACGGCCCUUUCCUCGGCUACCUUUGGGAUUUCAUGUUCGGGGAACUAGACGAAACAUGUGAGUUGACUGUCCAAAGACUUUUGAGCGGUUAUGGCGCUGAAAAGCAAGUGUCAGCAGGGGCUAUGCGGGGCUUCACAUUCUCUGGUCCCGUGUCAAGACGCCUAGAGGAAGAGGAGGAGGAGGAGGAGGAGGGCGGACAGAAGGACGAUGCAUAUGGAGUCCAAGCGACUGCAGCAUUCGCUAGCUUCUAACCCGGGGCUGUGUUUGAAAAAGAAGAGGUUAAAAGUGGAUGGAGGAGUUUGUGCUGUUGGAAAGUCGGGCUCCCGGUCUUAAACUCUGGGGGACUCAUGAAACGAUGGUGCUGAAGGGAAACACGAGUCUUCCCGCUGUCCAGGAGAACUGCCCGGGUGGUGCCCCGUUUGUACCCAGCAUGAGAAUACCAGGCCGGUCAAAGUCAUUGGAAGCAAGUCGGACAAGACGUCGGUGCUUUUUCAGGCUGCUUACCCUGUCAAGAGUGGACCUAAAAUGACAUCCUAUUUAUUAAUGUAAAGAAAAAAAAAGAGCGAAGAAUCGAUCAAGCUAAUGUUGAGGGAUGUUUUUCUCUGCUAAAAAAGACCCAAAGAAAAGACAUCUAGUGUUAAAUAGCAGGAAAGGAUCAGCAGAUGUCAUAAAUCAGGAAUGUGAUCUCCUUUAUGAAAAGAAAUGCAGCUUUUGACUUUGAACAGCUCUCAGUCUGCACUUUGCCUGUUUGGAGGCACCCUGGCACUGCAUUUGGUGUGAUUUCUUCUUAAAGUUCACAGCCUGUGAAGUUUUUUUCUGUUUGACCAAAACUGGGACUGGGAUUAGAUUAACCACAUCUGUAUUUUGCUGGCAUUUAUGUUCAUCUAAAGAGAUAAGAGCAUUUUAUACUGAUAAUUUUAAGGCAAUCCACCAGAAAUAUGCCUGACAGAAGUUCAGUCUCUUAUUGUAAGAAAAUAUUCUGGAUGUUAUUGACUCAAAGUAAUGCAGUUAGCGAGUUUGACUCUUUCUACGUGUUUACAUGAAGAAUAUAUAUAUUCUGUGUGUACAGCUGAUGACCCAUACUCUGAAGGAAUUUAAGGAAGACUGUUUGGCCAGUUGACUUUCUCAAAGUUUGUGAAAAGCAGUUCAGGCUUAGCUUGGAAACAGUACCAUGUAAUGUGCAGCACCCUAAAAAGCAUAAAUAAGUGAACUGAGUAACCCUCCCACCCUCACCCACCCCCCUCCUUAUUAUGGCUAGUGGUGGCUCUGGCAAAUCUGCAAGUGAGGGAUCACCCAGCACACCUAGUGGCAGUUUGCAGCAAAGGAAGCGUCUCUCGUCCAUCUGUGACAAUUGUAAAAGCAAGAUGCAGCUGGUGGCUGAUCUCCUCCUUCUGUCCAGCGAGACUAGGCCAGUCAUGACCUCCGAGGGGGUAGCUGUAGCAGACACCUUUGACCAGUGCCGGGACACAGUCAUAGCCCGGACCAAAGAGCUCUCUAUUCUUACACAUGACAUUCAGAGCCAGCUCAACAUGGGCCGCUUCACAGAAGUGGGAGACCGUCUUUUGGAAAUGGCCGACCUAGUGGUUUCUUUGACCGAGUGCUCGGCCCAUGCCGCUUACCUAGCGGCGGUGGAGACCCCCGGCUCUCAGCCCUGCUCACCAGGUUUGGUUGACCGCUACAAGGUGACUCGCUGCCGGCAUGAAGUGGAGCAGAGCUGCAGCAUCCUACGAGUCACGUCUCUUCCAGACCUCACCCCCCAGCUUCUCCUCGAGCUGUCUCAGAACAUCUCUAUCAACCUCAAGAACCUGACAGACAUUUCGUCUCUGGCAAGUGAAAGGUCCAGAGAUCGCUUUGCGAAAGAGCAGUUCAAGCUGAGCGUCAAGAGCAUGAGCACAAGUGGAACAGCCUUUCUGGCGUGUGUUAAGGAGGUGAAAACACAGCCCAGUGAGCUGACCAGAAAUCGCUGCGUUCUCUUUGGCGCUGCUCUGGUCCAGGCUGUGAGCGCCCUGGUUGGGUUUGCCACAGAGCCUCCUUUCCUGGGAAGAGCUGCGAGUAUCUCCAAUGAAGGGAAAGGGGUACAGACUGCAGUGUUAGGGGGAGCCAUGAGUGUGGUUUCAGCCUGUGUUCUCCUCACUCAGGGCCUAAGGGACGUUGCACAGCAUCCUGAGAGCAGCUCCAAAAUGGCAGACUACCGCGAGCGGCUGCGUAAUUCGGCGUGCGCGGUGUCAGAUGGCUGCACUCUGCUCACUCAGGCGCUCCGAGAACGCUCCUCUCCAAGGACUCUGCCACCAGUCAACUCUCAUUCUGUGAAUUAAAUUAGGAAGAGGCAGCAUGAGCUCCACGCCCUCUGUCCUAUUCUGACAUACCAAAGAGACUCGGCAGGGUGCUCCCUGUUCAUCAGGUUUGUCCUCUAAGUAUCAUCAGAUGAAGCUGUCUGUGUUUCUGUUCAUGUGGUCGAAGAAGGGUAGAGAGUAGGGGAGAACUAAACACCUCCACGGGGUUUGAUGUCGCGCUGGAUGUGAAUCAAACCUGCACAGAAGAGAGAGAGAGAGAGCCACUGAGGAUUCUGGGCCUGACCCGGGUCCAGCUGACAGACAGCAGCCUUCAAACCUGAAAAGUUUACCUCAGUUUUCUACUUCGGUGAAAACACCAGCCUUGAUGAUGGAUGUAGCCUUGCUGUGUGAACCUAUGGUUGGCUGACCUACUCAAUUCCAUGUGCUUGUGAGAUUUGAUCGAGUGAUCCGAGUGUCUCAGUGGGUUUUUUGCGUGUGUGUGAGCGUGUGUUUUUUUUUUUUUUUUUUUUUGUAUUCCUAAUUUCUAAAAGCUGCUGUGAGUGUGUGCCAUAGGUUUUACACUAUUUACCAGACUUCCUUAGUAUUUUCAAGUGUUUUUGAACAUGCAUGUAAUGGAGUAUUUAUUUCAACUAUUAAAAAUGAUGUUUCUAAUGUUACUGGGAAAA